AUGUGGUGCCGAACUAUACUGACUGCAGUAGCAAUAACAUGUACGUUCACAAGUGAAAUAAUCGUACACAACCAGGGCCCACGGACGGUAGUCCAGAUAAAAGAUGUGGUGUGUAUGUUAUUGUUGAGUGGACUGCAAAAGGAGGACCUGGACGCCAGCACACUGGGGAAGCUGCGCCGAUAUAAUGUAAACAUCGAUGAUAUGUACAAUGAACACCACCAAGAAUGUAUAUCAAACCCUUAUACAACAAAAGGAAUUAAUAGCAACAUCCAAGUAACAAGUGAAGUACCUGUAACUACAUUACCAACGGAAGCAUUCAGAAUACCUGUUACUGAAAAACGCGCUGAACAAAAUUCAAAUUCACUCGGAAUAAAUCCGAAAUUAAAUGUGCGGUUCGCACAAAACUUUGAAGAUACAACAGACCAUAAAGAUGAAUCGAAAAUUAACAAAACCAAUGUGACAUACGAUACAGUACAGACAUCAAAUCAGAUACCUCCCGUGAUACAUCGUGAGUUGGGAAAUGUAUCGAACGUUGAAGAGAACAAAGAUUUGGAAAUUAAGUUUGUAAAGAAUCAACCAGACGUGGAGAGCGUGUUGGAUUUCUGGAGCAAAUUGACGCAUCACGCGAAGACCGUAGCCACAAAAAUGCCGACCCUGCCACCGACGCCCACAGCACCCAACACGAACACAGAGAAGAAUUUCACUUCGUCAUUACACAUAGAAACAAACAAUGCAAACUUACACGCAAAAGAAAUUGAAUUGAUCAGUAAACUUCUAGCGGAAUACAUAGAGACCGAAAGCGGUUUCACAAUCGAAAAGAAAGUAACUAAAAGUGAAUACGCGGAAUAUACACCAAAGAGUAACGUUGCAAAUCCCAACAAAAAACCAGUCAAAGACCCCAAUAUUGCACGUGAUUCUAAAAAUAUUAUACCAUCAUUAAAAGAACAAAUUAAUGAAUUAAGCAAUUUAUACAACUUUACAAAAGAUGAUUUGCGCUCAACUAUGUUAUUCGAGUCUAUUUUGAACGCAGCUGAAGGCUAUCCGUUGAAAAUAACGUAUAAUAGUUCGCACCAUUACAAGAAGACACAGGAAACGCCAAACAGUCAAAUUCCGACACUCGAAACAACGACAAAAAAGCAGUCCAACGAAAGUAAUUCAUCGAAACUUCUAAACAGUCUUCUUCAAGUCCAGGAGGAAUUCGAGAAUUUUGCAUCAACCAUCUCUUACGCCAAAACUACCAUAAGAAAAACUGAGAAGAUAAAAAAUAAACAUCACGACGGUCCAGUAAUUAAUGAUCGCUACAAACACAAUAACGUACUUCCCUAUUUAAAUGAGGUAAAAAAUAGCUCACAACUCUUAGAGAAAAAGAGAAAUGUUGAGAAUAAUCCAGGAACAAUAGAAAUGAAACAAUGGAACCCAGUACGAGUAUAUCCUACGAAAAAAUCUAAUCAUGUUUUGGCAACAGGAGAUUAUGCAAAAAGGUUUGCUGCAAAUAAUCGUUCUCGAGCUUCACAAAUGAUGAAAGAUAAAUUAACACAAAUUAAAUCUAUAAGGAGGUUUUCCAAAUCGGAUGACGAACGAGAAGUUAGUUAUAGAACUGAACAACCGCAUUAUUUAAAUUUAGUUAACAAUCAAGCACAAUCUGCAGAAACAGAGAAACAUAAGGGAAAACAUAAAAGGCACCAUUAUCGCGAUGUGCAACCUAAAACAUUUAAGACCAUGCUACCAUCAAUGAAACACAAGAAACAAAACAAGCAUUCAACACAUACACACAGCGCAAUAAAACAACACGUUGAAAUUACAUCCGACGAGAAUGAUUGUUCGAAGUCAGGUGAUGAUUUGGUUAUCGAGAGGAGACAAUUAGGAAAUGCGUAUAAAAAAGAACAAGCAAAUUAUCGUUACAUGAAUAAUGAACUGACCAUGAACAAUGAAAUGAAAAAAAGAGGUCCUAGUAAUCGGCAACAUGUAAUAGAAAACACGAACGUUCCACGAAAUCGUCAAUAUAGGAUUGACUCACCGAUCAUUAAGAAAUGGCAACAUAACUCUGAUUCCAUGCUCCAAGUGAAAAGGCGUGACACGCCAGAUGUAACCAAUCAUGAACAGCAACCAGCAGUGGGUUUCCAACCAGCAAAGCGUUUGGAACCAGUAAUAGGUUUGCAAUCAGUAGUAGCUUUGCAACCAGCAAAUGGUUUGCAACCAUUGAUAGAAUCGCAACCUGCAGUAGCUUCGCAACCAGCAAUUGGUUCCCAACGAGCAGUAGAUUUACAACCAGCAACAGGUUCGCAACCAGCGGCAGGUUCACAUCCAAUCGUAAGAGUAAGAGCGAUUGGAGAAGCUCAACCUUUAUCACCUAAAAUAAUUAAAGAGAUUGCAGAAAAAGUCAAAGAAAUCGUGCUAAAGGAUAUAGAGGAAGGUGUUACUAUCAGAACUGUUGGGACCACUACCACUGUUGGGACCACCACGACUGAAGUGACUGUUCCGAGAACUCCUACUACAACAACCACUACACCUUUCCCGCUAGUCACGUCUGAAAAAUCAUCAACGAUGCAGAAAAACACUGAUGCGAACCCAGUCAUGCAGCAGCUAAUGGAAAUAUUCAAAGAGUUAAAAGGUAUACAGGAACCUACCACCACGGCCACCACUCAGGCGCCGCGGCCCACCACUGUGAGUACUGCGACGACGGUCCUACAGAAAGUUACAAAACCUGUCACAAAAAAUUACCCCAUACAAAAAUAUCCGCAAAUAUUUAACCCGUACAUGGUAAAACGUCCACCCAACCUUAACGAGCAAAUAGUAAACAACGCGCCAGGCGUGCCAUACAUAGCACAUUUAUACAACCGGCCCAUCACUAUACAAACCAAUGACGACCAGAUAGCCCCUCUCGCGAUACAAAUAUCCAAACCUUUAAAGGCCAUGAACCAGCAUGUUGUGAUCACUACACAAGAUCCCAACGAUAAAAUAAAACAAGAACUACAACGAGAGAGUAAGAAACGUAUCGAGGACAACUUUCGGAUGCCUCAUUCGGAUCUUACAAAAGUGCAAUUUGCAGACAAUAUCAAUAGACACGAUGACAGAAUUGCUUACAAGAGUAGAUUUAGUAAGGAUAGAGAUAAGCCGUGGUAUUACCAUGAAUACAGUGAUGACGUUCGCCACGACGACACGCAUCCAGUAGACUCGAGAUUCAAGGGCAGUUUGAGUCACUUGCAGGAUUUGAAUCGUGCGUCAAGUAUGAGUUACUCUGAGAAUCUACCGUACACCGGGAGAAUACAUCAACAUGAGUAUAACCAACAGAGUGAUAAGGGUAAUUUGGAUGUAAUGAAGCACAACUCGAGAGGCCAUGGUUAUUCUAACUAUGAGAGACACGAACCAGUAAAGUUUCAUGAAAACCUAGAAAGGGCUGAGGAUUGGCCACGAAACAAUUGGAAAGAAAUAAAAUCAGCGUCGGUAGAAAACAGUUGCGAAGAAAUACCUGCUAGGCAUCAGGUGCCUAUUAUAAAGGAGAAGGAACGGACGAGGUACGACGACACGCACUUCACGAACUUUCUAAAGUCGCAACAAAAGGUGACCGACAUGUUGGAGAAGAUGUUGGCGAAUAAUAUGAAGAAUUCCGCCGAACAACUGCUAAGUGUUGAGGAACCGUAG
This is a messenger RNA of Spodoptera littoralis (African cotton leafworm), 3642 nucleotides long. Lineage: Eukaryota; Metazoa; Arthropoda; Insecta; Lepidoptera; Noctuidae. The record is from the annotation of a GenBank genome assembly.